UCCAAUCCCUGCGGAUCUGCAAAGGCAAAUCCCGGAAUGCAAGCCCGGGGCGGGGAAGCGCCAGGCCCGUCCCCCUGGGGCCGCGCCGCCCCCCACCCUCCCGUCGCUCAGCACUCGCUGGCCAAUCGGGGCGUCGGGGCGACCUGCCGCCAGCGCGGGAGGGAGGAGGAGGAGGAGGCUUCUUCCGGGCUCCGGGGCCCGGGUCGUGUCGGGGUGCUGUGGCCUGAGCUCAGCCGCCGGCUCCCCAUGAACGGAAUGACCUAUGGCGACCUGCACGUGAGCUUCACGCGGGAAGAGUGGGCCUUGCUGGAUCCUUCCCAGAAGAGUCUCUACAAAGAUGUGACGCUGGAGACCUACAGGAACCUUACAGCCAUAGGCUACUGUUGGAGAGAACAGGAGAUUGAAGACCACCGCCAGCGGUCCAGAAGACACGGGAGGCCUGAGAGAACAGCACCCGCUGGAGAGAAGCCGUGCGCGUGUGAUCGGUGUGGCAAAGCCUUUUCGCAAUACUUCAGCAUCCAGGUCCACAAAAGGACACACACCGGGGAGAAGCCCUACCGGUGUGACCAGUGUGGCAAGGCCUUUGCACGCAGCAGCCUCCUCCUGUACCAUAAGAGACCGCGCGCUCCAGAGAGACCCUACAAACUGAUCAAAGCAGAAAUGAGAAGAGGGACAUGAAAACAGGCUCCGGAGAGAGCCAAGGAAGCGGCACGUCAUACCACAGAAAACGGGAGGAUCUAAAGGAAAUGGAUGAUUUUCUUGAUGGGUAGCUAUCACUCACCGUAGUUACCUCGAGAACGGAACCCACAGCCCCUAAGGAUGGAGAAGCCGUCAUCAAAAGUCAUCCAAAAAAGUCAUCGAGGAGCCCUGGGCCAGAUGGCUCCAGCGCAGAAUUCUACCAGACCUUCAAAGAAGAGCUAACGCCAAUACUCCUCAAGCUAUUCCACAAAACAGAAACAGAAGGAACGCUGCCGAGCUCAUUCUACGAGGCCGGUCACCCCGAUACCUAAACCACACGGAGACCCAACGCAGAAAGGGAAUUUCAGGCCAGUCUCCCCUAUGAACAUGUCCACCGUGAGCCAAGUAGGCUUCGUCGGAGGCAUGCAGGGCUGGUUCAGCACAUGAAGAUCCAUCAUCGACGUAAUCCACCACAGAGACAACCGAAAGGAAGAAAAAAACAAACCAAAGAAACAAACACAUGAUCAUCUCCUUAGAUGCUGAAAGGCCCUUGACAAAAUCCAACACCCCCUCGUGUUUAGAGUCCUGGAGAGAUCGGGGAUAACCAGAACAUACCAGAACACAAUAAAGGCGAUCAUCCAUCAGGCCAAGAGCCAACCUCAAGUUACAUGGAGAGAGACUUAAGCCAAUGGCACUGAAAUCAGGGUCAAGACGAGGCCGCCCUCUCUCACCUCACCGCCUCUCUUCGAUACAGUACUUGAAGCACUAGCCAAAGCAAUAAGAUAGGUGAAGAGGAGCAAUGGAGAUACAAAUUGGAAUGGAAGAAGUCAAAGUACCGCUGUUUGCAGACGACACGAGCGACCCCCAAAAGUCUACCAGGGAACCCGGACCUUCAGCAAAGUGUCUGGAUACAAAAUUAACUCAAAAAAAAAAAAAAAAAAAAGAAAGAAAAAGAAAAGAAAAAAGUCAGUCGCCCUCCUGUACGCAGAGACAAAAGGGCUGAGAAAGAACGUAGGGAGACGACACCCUUCACCACAGCCACAGGGGACCUAAACUAUCUCUCUGCGACUCCAACCAAGCAAGGGAAAGACCCGUACGACAAGAACUUCAAGCCUUUAAAGAAAGAAACAUAGCGAAAAGCCACCCACAGAUGUGAUGCGGUUCCCAUCAUGAGCCCGACACACCGUUCUCCAGACCUGGAAAGAGCCACCGUGAACCCCCUUUGGGAACAAGAAAGAGGCCCAGGGUAGCCCACACCAUCCCGUACAAUAAACUGCACGGCCCUGGCGAUAGAAACAGGCUGGUGGAUCGGCGGAGCCGGGCUGAAGACCCCGAAACAACCCCCACCCCUGAUUAUCGACAAAGAGGCCGAAUGCAAUGUGGAGGAAAGAAAGGCAGCGUCUUCAGCAAAUGGGGCUGGGCCCGACGGGAUGUCCACAUGCGGAAAAGCGCAGAGAGAUCCAUGCUUAUCACCCUGCACAAAAGCAACGUCCAAGUGGAUCAAAGGCCUCCACACGAAACCGGAGUCGCUAAACCUCUUAGAAGACAAAGUGGGGGAAAGUCUGAAACUCAUGGGCCCAGGAGGCAACUUCCUGAACAGAGGACACCGACAGCACAGGCUCUGAGAGCAACCGUCGACAAGUGGGACCCCACGAGACUCUUCUGUACAGCAAAGGACACCGUCGUCGGAACAGAACGACAGCCUAUGACAUUGGGAAGGGAUCGUCACCGACCCCGCAUCUGACAGAGGGCUGAUAUCCGGAAUAUACAAAGGAACUAAAGAAGUUAAAGAGCAACAAAUCAAGGAAUCCAAGUUAAAAA
This is a messenger RNA of Psammomys obesus (fat sand rat), 2499 nucleotides long. Its product is annotated as zinc finger protein 431-like. NCBI's taxonomy places the organism in Eukaryota, Metazoa, Chordata, Mammalia, Rodentia, Muridae. Gene Ontology annotation, biological process: regulation of DNA-templated transcription. The transcript has 4 exons. The record is from RefSeq and is a predicted model, not a curated record. Bases 37 to 678 code for a protein of 213 amino acids.